AUGGACGAGUUGGUCUGCAUCGUUCACAUCCCAGCCAUGGCUUUCAAGUUCCUCCUCGCCGCUUCCGCCCUCGCCGGUCUCGUUUUCUGUGAACACAUCCAUCACCACCACCGCCCCUACCACCCCUUCCCCCCGCCACCUCCCUACCCUUACCCACAGCCUUCUGGGUAUGGGCCUCCUCCCCCUCCUCCUCCCCCUCCCCCUCCUCCACCCCCAGCGCCCUACGGCCCCCCACCAAUUGUGUACCCGGACUACAUUGACAAUAUCAGUAUCAUCCUGUGUGUCGUGGGGAUUGUAUUAGGCAAUGACGCUCCAUUGUACCCUGCCCCUGUACCCUAUAAACAUAAUGAGUACUUGGAGACCCACCCCCAAUACAGCUACAGCUACGGCGUGCAGGACGACCUUUCGGGAAACAACUUCGGCCACACUGAGUCCCGCGACGGCUUCAAGACCGAGGGCAGCUACUUCGUCAACCUCCCCGACGGCCGCAAGCAGAUCGUGACCUACGCUGACCACGGGGAGGGACUGGUAGCCGAGGUCACCUACGAGGGCGAGGCUUACUACCCGGAAUAUAGCCCCGCGCAGAAGCCUGGGGGUCUACCUGCCUACGGGCCUCCUCCUCCUCCAGGUGGUGGGAGGUCUUAG
Molecule: messenger RNA, 645 nt
Organism: Penaeus indicus
Lineage: Eukaryota; Metazoa; Arthropoda; Malacostraca; Decapoda; Penaeidae
Product: cuticle protein 19.8-like
Exons: 4
Coding region: 1-645 (214 amino acids)
Cellular component (GO): extracellular matrix
Source: RefSeq, a predicted model, not a curated record